CGCCUUUGCCACCACACCGUACCACACCCUCCCAAAGCCUCUAUACUGGAGAGAGUGCUCCCCUAGCCCUCCACACGCUACAGAACAAACGCGAAACCGCACCCGCUCUGCUCUCUGCUCUGCGCUUCGCAUCGCUCACACGGGCUGCCAUUACUGCCCCACCUGUCUCUGGGCCCGAGCACGCCAGCCAAAGGGAAGAAGCGGAUUCCUCAUGGCCGGUGACCGCCGCGGCGGCCCCUCUCCCACGGCGGAGCGCCGGCGUGGGAUCCGGCGCCUCCUGCUGCCCCGCGGGGAGGCCUCCUCCUCGUCCUCGCCGACGCCGCUGUCUCCGCCGGCCGCGGCCGAGGUGGGGCGGAGAAAGGGGUUCGCCUCCGCCGCGCUGCGCGGGCUCGGGUGCACGUCGGCCGCGGCCUCGCAGGCGUACGCGCCGGGGGCAGGAGCCGCGGCGGCGGCGGCCGUGCGGUCGUCUGCCGACUGGCACGGACGGCGGAGGCGGGGGAAGGACAGGAGGAAGGAGAGGGGAGGAGGAGGAGGGGGAGCGGGUCUCGUGGGCGGAGGGAUCGGCGCCGACGUGUGGUGCGCGCCGGGGAUACCGUUCGCGGCGGAGGCGUCGUCCGUGGACUGCGUGGUGGCGCGGCACCAGAUGUUGGGGAGGGCGCGCGGCGGCGAGGCCGAGAGGCCGCACAUGCACAGAGAGAGGCCGUGCUUGUCUCGAAGAUCGGCCAUGCAGGAGCAGGUAUCCUCGUCGUUCAUGGAAUCGCCGCCGCCGCCGCACCUGGACGGCCCGUUCUUCGGUGCCGAGCUCCUUCCCUCCGCCCGCCUUCGCCGGAUGCGUGGGUACCGCCCAUCCCCGGGAGGCCUCGAGGAAGAGAUCAUGAUGUUUCAGACAAGAGUUUUGUUGGGAGGAAUGAGUAUGUAUGAUCGGUACCAGGAUUGGCGCCUUGAUGUCGAUAACAUGACAUAUGAGGAAUUGCUCGAGCUUGGAGAAAGAAUUGGACAUGUCAACACAGGGUUGCGCGAGGACGAAAUAGUUCGCAACCUUAGGAAGGUCAAACACCCAGCGCUCGAUUCAUCAUUCAGGUUUCCAACAGAAGUGGAAAAGAAAUGCAGUAUUUGUCAAGAAGAGUUUGAAGCAAAUGAUGAGAUGGGGAGGCUGCAUUGCGGCCACAGCUACCAUGUUUACUGCAUCAAGAAAUGGCUUUCUCAGAAGAACGUGUGCCCAGUUUGCAAGACUGCUGUCACCAAGACUUAAGAGUUCGUACUCCAGGCUACACCUAUUGUGUACCUGAGUGAAACUUGAAAAGUCUGCAUGUUGUGUCCUGUACAGCCUGUUAUAUAUUUGUAAACACAACAUCCAUUCAUUUGAAUUUGCAGAUAGCAAUGCCAUAUUGUGGCAAUCUUUUAUCAAAUAUAUGGGUUCUUGUAUGGUCUUU
Brachypodium distachyon (stiff brome) is the source of this 1433-nucleotide messenger RNA. RefSeq lists its product as uncharacterized. The transcript has 5 exons. Gene Ontology annotation, molecular function: ubiquitin protein ligase activity. Bases 212 to 1252 code for a protein of 346 amino acids. Lineage: Eukaryota; Viridiplantae; Streptophyta; Magnoliopsida; Poales; Poaceae. The record is from RefSeq and is a predicted model, not a curated record.